AUGGGUCAACAGUUGGCUUUGAGUGGUAUUGGUCAUUUCGGCUGUGAUGGUGCCCCCCUUCCGGACCUGAAGGUUUCCAGUAUGGAACGUGUGCUCCCGAGAAGGGACCGGGCAGUGAACCCCCUUCUUCGCGCCUACGCGCUCGGGUACCUGUCAUCGGUCACCCCGAGGUUGGUGUCGUAUGUACGCCGACUGUGCAGGCAAGAUUGGACUGCACAGCAGAAACUUCAAGAGCUAGUUCAAGUCUUGACUGGCCCGUUGCGUGUUAACAGUUUCCCAACAUUUUGUGCUGCCUUAGUAGGCGGCUCAACCUUGCUACCAAUAGGAUUGUAUCGCCUAUGUGCUUUGAUCACCGCAGGACUUACCAGAGGCGACAUUCGAAUUUCUCAAAGGCUCGAUCGCUUGAUUCGAUUCGCUGCAGCCUUUCUAUCAGGAUGGUUCAGUUUCCAACUUAUCAACAGAAACCGCAUUUGUCUUCCGACAGAGGAUGUCAGGACUCAGCGGAAGUCGACUGAGCGGGAAUCUACAGGCCAGAAAUAUGAUUCCAGUCAAGUUGCAGCCAAUCCGCUUGAGCAUCACCGCCCAGAGCUGGCAGGGAGGACAAUGGACCUUACCAUCUUCUCAGUCACACGAGCCAUGGAUGUCAUCGCGUGUGUGGCAUGGAAUCGCUGGUCCCGCCACCGCAAGGCCCAGAACCGGUGGACUGUUGCCGAACGCUUCGUACCUGGAUUAGCGGAUGCAGGAUUAUUCGCCAUGAGCGCAGCUAUCGUCAUGUGGGCAUGGUUUUAUCUCCCAGAGAGACUACCCAGGACAUACGAGAAAUGGAUCGGGGAAGCCGCUCAGGUUGACUCGCGUUUGAUCGAGGCUUUGCGCCGUGCUCGACGAGGUGUCUUUGUAUACGGAAAGGAUACAGGACAAGCACCACUUCUCAAGCCUAUGUGCAAGGACUAUAACUGGCCAGAAGAUUGGGGAGACCCAGCCAAAACCAUUCCAAUCCCCUGCGAAAUGGUCCACAUGGGCUGCGGCCCUAGUUGUGAGAAACACGCCUUGUACCGCUUUGCCAGAACCUUUAAAUUUGCCUGUGCAACGUACAUCCCGCUACAGAUUGUUCUCCGUCUGCGGGGGAUGAAGUCCACAGCAGCUCUUCGGCGGGCUAUUUUUGAUGCUGCCCGAUCCUCUGCAUUCUUGGCCUCUUUCGUGAGCCUUUUCUACUACUCUGUUUGUCUUGCUCGAACAAGACUCGGCCCUAAGAUCUUCGAUCCGAAGACUGUCACCCCGUUGAUGUGGGACUCCGGCCUCUGUGUCGGAGCGGGAUGUCUCAUGUGUGGCUGGAGUGCAUUGGUCGAGAAGGCGCGGAAGAGACAGGAGCUAGCGCUAUUUGUGGCACCCCGGGCAGCUGCCACGGUCUUGCCACGGUUGUACGAUAAAAAGUAUCAAUACCGAGAGCGCUUUGCAUUUGCUGUCAGCGCUGCUAUUCUUAUCACUUGCCUUCGAGAGCGGCCCAGUAUGCGACAAAUUUACCUCCGGAAGAACGUCUUCGACGUGGAGAGGAGGUACUUCUCGAGAAAUUCCCUGCUCCAAACAAAGCACCAAGGAUCAUCAGCACCUUUUAAUACCCCGGAAUCGCAAAAGCGCAAUACCUCUACAUUGUACUAUACCGUCAGUCUCAUCCUCGGAACCGUUGCACUCGCAUAUGGAUCCGUCCCUCUUUACAAAAUGAUCUGCCAACAAACCGGCUGGGGCGGCCAACCCAUUCUCACCCACCGCAACGGCGACGGCGAUACCGCGGGGCGCGUGACACCAGUGACAGACUCCCGCCGUCUCCGCAUCACAUUCAACGGCUCUGUAUCCGAUGUUCUCCCCUGGAAGUUCACACCCCAGCAGCGCGAGGUCCGCGUGCUACCUGGCGAGACAGCUCUGGCAUUCUAUACCGCAACGAAUAAGGGCCCGAAUGAUAUCAUCGGAGUCGCAACGUACAGUGUCACGCCGGGACAGGUUGCGCCGUACUUUAGCAAGAUUCAAUGUUUCUGCUUCGAGGAGCAGAAGCUCAAUGCGGGAGAGUCGGUUGAUAUGCCGGUCUUUUUCUUCAUUGAUCCUGACUUUGCGACGGAUCCUAAUAUGAAGGGUAUCGAUACUAUUACCCUGUCAUAUACAUUCUUCAAAGCGAAAUAUGAUGACAAUGGUGUUCUCAAGCCCAUUGCUUCAUGA
This is a messenger RNA of Penicillium arizonense, 2208 nucleotides long. Its product is annotated as cytochrome c oxidase assembly protein. Gene Ontology annotation, molecular function: copper ion binding. Gene Ontology annotation, cellular component: mitochondrial inner membrane. The transcript is spliced from 9 exons. NCBI's taxonomy places the organism in Eukaryota, Fungi, Ascomycota, Eurotiomycetes, Eurotiales, Aspergillaceae. Bases 1 to 2208 code for a protein of 735 amino acids. The record is from RefSeq and is a predicted model, not a curated record.